This is a messenger RNA of Stylophora pistillata, 1212 nucleotides long. Its product is annotated as eukaryotic translation initiation factor 2 subunit 1. Gene Ontology annotation, cellular component: eukaryotic 48S preinitiation complex; eukaryotic translation initiation factor 2 complex. Gene Ontology annotation, biological process: translational initiation. Gene Ontology annotation, molecular function: RNA binding; ribosome binding; translation initiation factor activity. The record is from RefSeq and is a predicted model, not a curated record. NCBI's taxonomy places the organism in Eukaryota, Metazoa, Cnidaria, Anthozoa, Scleractinia, Pocilloporidae.
UGCAUCAGUUUUACACAUGGUGGAUUUGCGAAAGACUGUUUUUGCCUCUUGAAAGUUUCCUUCUUCGUCAAAAUGCCGAUCAGUUGUAGAUUUUACAAACACAAGUACCCAGAAAUCGACGAUGUCGUGAUGGUGAACGUUCGAAGCAUCGCUGAAAUGGGAGCGUAUGUGAAUUUGCUUGAAUAUAACAACAUCGAAGGAAUGAUCCUUUUGAGCGAAUUGUCAAGGAGAAGAAUUCGCUCGAUUAACAAACUGAUCAGGGUUGGAAGACAUGAGUGUGUGGUAGUUAUUCGCGUAGAUAAGGACAAAGGAUAUAUUGACCUAUCCAAGAGGAGAGUGUCUCCAGAAGAAAUCAAGAAAUGUGAGGAAAAGUUUACUAAAGCAAAAGCUGUGUACAGUAUUCUGAGGCACUGUGCAGAGAUCUUAGGAUAUGAGACAGACCGCGAAUUAGAGGAGCUGUAUGAGAAGACAGCUUGGUAUUUUGAUGAGAAGUGCAAAUCACCAGGGAGUUCAUAUGAGAUGUUCAAAUUAGCUGUUGGGGAUCCAUCAUUGCUAGAUGAAUUGGAUCUUGAUGAAAAGACGAAAUCCACCUUACUCUCUAACAUAACGAGAAGGCUUACUCCCCAAGCUGUCAAGAUCCGUGCUGAUAUUGAAGUGUCAUGUUAUGCCUACGAAGGCAUUGAUGCUGUGAAAAAUUCCUUGUUAGAAGGACUGAAGUGUACAUCAGAAGAUGUUCCUAUCAAGAUAAAUUUGAUAGCAGCACCUCUUUAUGUGAUUACAACAACAACAUUGGAUCGGGAUGAGGGACUCCAAGCCUUGACAAAUGCUGUGGAUGCCAUUAGAACCACCAUCAAAAAAUUUGGAGGAGAUUUUAUUGAAAAAGCUGCUCCAAAGGUUGUCACAGACAGUGACGAGGCUGAGCUUGCCAAGCAAAUGGAAAGAUUAGAAAGAGAAAAUGCUGAAGUGGAUGGUGAUGACGACAAUCCUGAUGAGGAAGAGAUAUCAGAAGAGAUCCAUUAGUUUUCAUAUUUCUUUAAAUUAUCUGUUGAGCUUUAUAUUUUGCGUCUGUCAUUUCCUCAUUGUUUCAUUUUGUGAGAGAACGCUGACAAAGUAUCAGAAACUAAAGCAUCUGGAUUCUAUACUUAGUUCUUAUUAACCGAGCGAGAGGUCUGUAUGGGAGAAUCUUGACCGAGGUCGCCAGUACAGACCGAA